ACCAAUGGUAAGAGGUAAGGAGAGCUCGGAAAGGCGGAGAGUGCAAGGCUUCAGUGCCUCACAGACCUUCACAAGGUAGAUACCUCCGUAUCUUCUCGCUCAGGAGGUGCUGAAGUGUAUGCAAGAUGCUAGGAGGUAGGAGAGCUACAACCCCCUUGCUGGUGCUGGUGCUGUCGGUGUUGGCGGAGAAGCAACUGUUGGUGGAGGCGAAUACCUGUCUGUGCAAAGAGGAUUUCACCCCGGAUAUCAUACAAGCCAUCAGUGAAUUCUCACAUGAGAACCUUGUGGAUCGAGUUCACACCUACACAGGCGCCAAGUCCGUGAACAAUAAAUAUGAGCCCUGCAUAUGUGAAGACGUUACACGGCUAGAGGUAAAGUUAUCUACGCCAAAGAAUGACGUCGAUUUAACCGAGGAAGAAACUACGUCUCUCGUCGCUAACAUGACAUCAGAGUUGUAUCAGCGCUUCCCGAUAGAUGUGACUGAUGGUGACUUCAUCACAGACCUGGAUUUAAUCUCGUAUAAUGUGACCUCUGAGAUUACAGCCACAUCCUUUAACUUCGUCGUCUUGGUUACACUUCGGGGCAGGAACUCAUCCUACUCGAAUUUGCCGGAGCCGAUCACUCUCCCAAGUUCCGACUCAACGCUCACCUUAAACAGUGUGACAGUAUUACAGUGUGCAGGUGACCCACCCGCCCCGCUGACCAACGGGAAGGAUAACACUGCGGAGGGCAAGCUGGCAGGUGCUAAGGCACACUACACCUGUGAUACUGGAUUCAUGAAUUACAUGACGGAGCCAACAGAUAAAAUAAUUUCCCAAGUAUGGACACGCUUCUCCGAGGAGUUUUUGGUGGACCAGAUAAGGCAGCGCCGCUGUCUCUGGGACCACUAG
This is a messenger RNA of Homarus americanus (American lobster), 890 nucleotides long. RefSeq lists its product as uncharacterized. The coding region runs from base 126 to 890 and encodes 254 amino acids. Lineage: Eukaryota; Metazoa; Arthropoda; Malacostraca; Decapoda; Nephropidae. The record is from RefSeq and is a predicted model, not a curated record. The transcript has 8 exons.